AUGGGCAGCAACACCAAAGACACAGUCUGGCCGGACCACCCCGUCCCAGACAGCGUCAAGAAACUGAUUGAUCGAUUCUUCAGCUUGCUGGACACCCAGGAUUCUAACGUAGGGAAUAUCCUUGCCGACGAAAUCUUUGCAUCCGAUGGCCGUGGACAACUCGGUGGCCAUGUAUUCGCGGGGACUGAAGAAAUCUGCAAAAGCAGGGACAACGCCUGGGCCACGCUCAACGCACGAAAACAUGUCUUGAGAGUGUACUCAUCCAAGGCAGACGCAAGCGACCUGCUCUUCAUUGCCAUAGUCGCGAUGGAUCUCAAAAACGGUGAACAUGUCGAAGGUAUAGAGUAUAUUAUCCUCAUCUGA
This is a messenger RNA of Bipolaris victoriae FI3, 363 nucleotides long. RefSeq lists its product as hypothetical. The record is from RefSeq and is a predicted model, not a curated record. The transcript is spliced from 2 exons. The coding region runs from base 1 to 363 and encodes 120 amino acids. NCBI's taxonomy places the organism in Eukaryota, Fungi, Ascomycota, Dothideomycetes, Pleosporales, Pleosporaceae.